AUGAUGCAUGGUCGACGUGCACCUUCACGAACCUCCAGCGGGGACGCAGCAAACGCCAGCCAUAGAUCCAGAGGACCCAGCCGGAAACCGAGCCAAACCUUCUUCCGCAGCAAAUCCCGAAAUGUGCAUUCGAGGGUGUCUGCGAAACAGAGUUUUAGCGCGCAGGACGUGGCAUUGGAUUUCGAACAUGUUUUGGAAGAGGCGCUGUUCAGUACGCCCGACGUAUCUGAUACGGCAGCGCGCGGUCAGUGGAAAACGGGCGAUCCGUACCACCAUCCUAUACCCAGCCAGGGAGACGCAUGGGAGGAGUCGUUUAGGGUAGUCCAGCGGUUCGACGACGAGAUGUGUAGAGGAUGGAGGGAGGAGAUUGACACGCUCUUGGUUUUCGCGGGUUUGUUCUCGGCCACCGUCACCGCAUUCACCGUGGAAUCGUAUCGACAACUACAUCCAGACAGUGUCAGCGACGACCUCUCAAUCCAGCUCCUUGCGAGAAUAUCUGACCAGCUCCUGGCUGCAUCCCCAAAUGUGAACCUCCCUCCGAAUCCUGUAGCUUUAAAAUCUGUUGUGGAAGAGUUUACGCCAACACCCUCCUCGGUCCGCGUCAACGUGUUUUGGUUUACCAGCCUUACCAUUGCACUGACUACUGUGCUGGUCGGGAUACUGUGCAAACAAUGGCUCCGGGAGUACCAGCGGUACGAAGGGCUCUCUCCCAAAGAGGCCUUUCCCGUCCGCCAAAUGCGCUACGAAGGUCUUCUGCGAUGGCAUGUCCCUACCAUGCUUUCGUGCCUCCCGCUCUUCCUCCAAGCAUCACUCAUCCUUUUCUUCGCCGGACUCCUCGACCUCCUGUGGUCAAUCCACAACGUGGUGGCUACGGUCGUUUCCCUCUUGGUAGGAAUCACCAUGCUAUUCAUCGUCACCACCACCAUCCUCCCCUUCUCCCAAUACCUCUUCCAUUUCUCGCGGUUGAACCCUACGGUCGACCCACAGAGCCAGUGCGCAUUCAAGUCUCCGCAGUCACGGGCGUUCCAUCUCUUAGGCACGUCCAUCCUUAACCUUGCCCGUCAGUGCAAGGAUCUCGUUUAUGGAUAUGGCGUGGCUCGGGAUUACCUGCGAAUUUCGAUAUGGAAUUCGGACGUUCACUGGGUCAACUACGAUUUGGAAUGGACGCGAGGGGGCCGGUACAUGCAACGCGCAGUGUCGUGGUUCGAGAGGACGUUUUCAAGGAAUAUCGUCAACGCUUUCCACAUCUUCCAUUGUCUGCAAGACCUCAACGUCGAUGUCGCCGCGGGGUGUAUUACGGAAAUCAUACAUAGCACGUGGAAUCCGUUCACCCCUUUUGCUGGGUUGUUGCUCCCGCGACUGAGGGAAGUGGAUGCACUGGCACAGACGGAUGAGGAGGAUGUUUUGGUGUCGCAGGACCUGGUGAUGAUGGGUUAUUUGAUCACACACCAUCGGAAUGCGCCGUGCUUUUUGGAACGGUGCUUGGAGCUUUGCACGAGGCUGAUCAACUCACCAAUCGAUGGGACCGAUGCUGUCCCACUUGUGUUGGAAGUUCUCGCUGUUAUCACGCCUGACAAGAAUCUCUCGGAAACUUUACUGUCCCAACUUGUCGACUCUUUGUCAUCUAUAUUCCGUUCUGACAAACUAAAUCUAGCAACGUCUGAUGUCCAGACGUUUUGGAAAACCUUUGAUCUCCUCCAACACCACCAAACGUCUCUAAGCCCAUCGCCCUCGCGUCUGAAACCCUCCAGCUCGCUAUCUACCUCCAUGACAGCACUGCCAUCUCCGCCAUCCGACAUCCCACGCCGACCAGCCUACGCCAUCCUCCGCGAAAUGCAAUCCUGGCUCCGCCGCAUAAUGGACGAUCCAGACACGCCGGCUGUCGAGAAGGAGUACCUCAUCAACGAAUGUUGUUUAGGUAUUUUGCGGGUGUACUCGUCCUUACGCGCUCGGCAUCCCGACGUGAUGGCGGUGGAUUCAAAGUUUAGGAUGAGUGCGGAUUUUCAGAUUUUGGUUGAUUUUGUGAAGAGUGUGGAUGAGUUUAUUGUGCAGUAUGAGGGAUUGACGGAUUUGUUGGUUGUUUGGGAGAUGGUUAGGGUUGAGGUGCUUGGGUCUGUGGAGGAGGUUACGGACGAGGAGGAGGUGCUCAUGGGGAAAGUUGAGGGGAAGGAUGCGGAUGUGAAGACGGACAUCGUUGUUGUGGAGGGGUGA
Coprinopsis cinerea okayama7#130 is the source of this 2211-nucleotide messenger RNA. RefSeq lists its product as hypothetical. The record is from RefSeq and is a predicted model, not a curated record. NCBI's taxonomy places the organism in Eukaryota, Fungi, Basidiomycota, Agaricomycetes, Agaricales, Psathyrellaceae. The coding region runs from base 1 to 2211 and encodes 736 amino acids. The transcript is spliced from 4 exons.